Sorex fumeus (smoky shrew) is the source of this 3563-nucleotide messenger RNA. Its product is annotated as signal transducer and activator of transcription 5A. The transcript is spliced from 19 exons. Bases 191 to 2578 code for a protein of 795 amino acids. The record is from RefSeq and is a predicted model, not a curated record. Gene Ontology annotation, biological process: response to peptide hormone; regulation of cell population proliferation; cytokine-mediated signaling pathway. NCBI's taxonomy places the organism in Eukaryota, Metazoa, Chordata, Mammalia, Eulipotyphla, Soricidae. Gene Ontology annotation, molecular function: RNA polymerase II cis-regulatory region sequence-specific DNA binding; DNA-binding transcription factor activity, RNA polymerase II-specific.
GCGGGGAGGGUGUUGGCGAGCGCCCGCGCGCUGUGUAUGGUCUAGCGCAGGCAGCUGACCUUUGAGGAGGAAAUCGCAGCUCCCGGCUCCUUCCUGUAGUAACAGCCGCCGCCGGAGCGCGGGCCGCAGGGGCAGCCGCUGGGCGCACUGCCCGCCCCGCAGACGGCUCGGCCCCAGCAGGUGCGCGGACAUGGCGGGCUGGAUCCAGGCCCAGCAGCUGACCGGGGAUGCGCUGCGCCAGAUGCAGGCGCUCUACGGCCAGCACUUCCCUAUCGAGGUGCGACACUACUUGGCACAGUGGAUCGAGAGCCAGCCCUGGGAUGCCAUCGACGUGGACAAUCCCCAGGACCAAGCCCAGGCCACCCAGCUCCUGGAAGGCCUGGUGCAAGAGUUGCAGAAGAAGGCGGAGCAUCAGGUGGGGGAAGAUGGAUUCCUGCUGAAGAUCAAGCUGGGCCACUAUGCCACGCAGAUGCAGAACACGUAUGAUCGUUGCCCCAUGGAGCUGGUGCGCUGCAUCCGCCAUAUCCUCUACAAUGAGCAGAGGCUGGUCCGAGAAGCCAACAAUGGCACCUCGCCAGCCAGUAGCCUCGCCGACGCCAUGUCCCAGAAACACCUGCAGAUCAACCAGACGUUCGAGGAGCUGCGACUGGUGACGCAGGACACAGAGAAUGAGCUGAAGAAGCUGCAGCAGACGCAGGAGUAUUUCAUCAUCCAGUACCAGGAGAGCCUGAGGGUCCAGGCUCAGAGAGCCCAGCCGGGGCCGCUGAACCCGCAGGAGCGCCUGAGCCGGGACACGGCGCUGCAGCAGAAGCAGGUGUCCCUGGAGGCCUGGCUGCAGCGCGAGGCGCAGACGCUGCAGCAGUACCGCGUGGAGCUGGCCGAGAAGCACCAGAAGACGCUGCAGCUGCUGCGCAAGCAACAGACCAUCAUCCUGGACGAUGAGUUGAUCCAGUGGAAACGGAGGCAGCAGCUGGCAGGGAACGGGGGCCCCCCCGAGGGCAGCCUGGACGUGCUGCAGUCCUGGUGUGAGAAGCUGGCGGAGAUCAUCUGGCAGAACCGGCAGCAGAUCCGCAGGGCCGAGCACCUGUGCCAACAGCUGCCCAUCGCGGGGCCGGUGGAGGACAUGCUGGCGGAGGUCAAUGCCACCAUCACGGACAUCAUCUCGGCCCUGGUCACCAGCACCUUCAUCAUCGAGAAGCAGCCCCCGCAGGUGCUGAAGACCCAGACCAAGUUUGCAGCUACCGUGCGGCUGCUUGUUGGGGGGAAGCUGAACGUGCACAUGAACCCGCCCCAGGUCAAGGCCACCAUCAUCAGCGAGCAGCAGGCCAAGGCGCUGCUCAAGAACGAGAACACCCGCAACGAGUGCAGCGGGGAGAUCUUGAACAACUGCUGCGUGAUGGAGUACCACCAGGCCACCGGCACCCUCAGCGCCCACUUCCGCAACAUGUCACUCAAGAGGAUCAAGCGUGCCGACCGGCGGGGCGCAGAGUCAGUGACGGAGGAGAAGUUCACGGUCCUGUUCGAGUCUCAGUUCAGCGUGGGCAGCAACGAGCUGGUCUUCCAGGUGAAGACACUGUCCCUCCCUGUGGUGGUCAUUGUCCACGGCAGCCAGGACCACAACGCCACUGCCACUGUGCUGUGGGACAACGCGUUUGCCGAGCCCGGCAGGGUGCCCUUCGCCGUGCCCGACAAGGUGCUGUGGCCGCAGCUCUGCGAGGCGCUCAACAUGAAGUUCAAGGCCGAGGUACAGAGCAACCGGGGCCUGACCAGCGAGAACCUGGUGUUCCUGGCGCAGAAACUCUUCAACAGCAGCAGCGGCCACCUGGAGGACUACAGCGGCAUGUCCGUGUCCUGGUCCCAGUUCAACAGGGAAAACCUGCCGGGCUGGAACUACACCUUCUGGCAGUGGUUCGACGGGGUCAUGGAGGUGCUAAAGAAGCACCACAAGCCCCAUUGGAACGACGGGGCCAUCCUCGGCUUCGUGAACAAGCAGCAGGCCCACGACCUGCUCAUCAACAAGCCUGAUGGCACCUUCCUGCUGCGCUUCAGCGACUCGGAGAUCGGCGGCAUCACCAUCGCCUGGAAGUUCGACUCCCCUGACCGCAACCUGUGGAACCUGAAGCCAUUUACCACGCGGGACUUCUCCAUUCGUUCCCUGGCAGACCGGCUGGGGGACCUGAACUAUCUCAUCUACGUGUUUCCCGACCGGCCCAAGGAUGAGGUUUUCUCCAAGUACUACACACCAGAGCUUGGUGCCAAAGCCGUGGACGGAUAUGUGAAGCCGCAGAUCAAGCAGGUGGUCCCUGAGUUCGUGAGCGUGUCUGGAGACUCUGCGGCGGGCAGCGCCACCUACAUGGACCAGGCCCCCUCCCCCGUCGUGUGCCCCCAGACCCACUAUAACAUGUACCCGCAGAAUGCUGACCCCGUCCUGGACCAGGAAGGAGACUUCGACCUGGACGAGACCAUGGACGUGGCGCGGCAUGUGGAGGAGCUUCUACGGCGCCCCGUGGACGGGCUGCACCCGCGCCUCUCCCCGCCCGCCGGCCUCUUCAGCAAUGCCAGGGGCUCACUCUCCUGAGCGUCCCCGUCCCUCCCUCCCCAGAGACAGUGCUCAAUGUGACGGGACACUGUGCUGUGACUGGAGUGUUGCUGUGAGUCGCAAUACCUUCUGCGGUAGCGUGAAUGCGCGCGUGCGUGUGUGUGCGGGUGCCGGGGCGGGGGGGACCUUGCACAGUCCCCAGGAGGGGAGGCAGCAGCCCCCUGGGCGGUAGAGAUGGAGCUGAGCCAGGGCCUUCCAUGACUGUCUGCUCAGCAGCUGUUUGUUUGCGUGAAAUUCUGUUUGCUUAUUCUGGGGGCCGUUCCCUGCAGGUACUUGGAGGAACCAUGACAUGUGCAGGGGGUGACUUUGAAUUUGAGGUUCCCUUCGAGUGGCCUCCCCAGCUCCGAGUGCCCGGCUAGUGACAUUUCUUGAGGAAGCGGGCUGGGCCCUGUGACAUGGCCGCAGUUUCUAGAAGCUUUGCCUCUCAAGGUGUGUGUGUGUGUGUGUGUGUGUGUGUGUGUGUGUGUGUGUCCCGGCUAGGCACAUCUUGAUCUGUUGGUUCUUUCCCUUGGAAGGAGGCUGGGCUUCAGUUUCAACCCAUGUUGGAUACUUUCAUGGUUGUGGACUCCAGGCUUUUUGUGAACAGGAGGAGCUAGUGGCAGACACAAGACACAGGCCCAGGGGGUCUCCAUUUUUUGGGCUCCAGCAAGGAGCCUUGAAGUCUGUGCUGCAGCCCCCAUCCUCCCCUCCCCUCCCACCUUCUUUCCUGGCUUUUCUCUCUGCGCCUGUGUACAGGAGGGUGGUGAAGCGCUAGGGCAGAUCCCCCUCCUGGAGAAGAGGAAACUGCAGGGAGAGAAGCCGUGCUUGCUGCCUGCCAUGGGAGCUGGAGCCCGGAGCUGGCGCUGGAGUUAUGUAACGGGUUGGGGUAUAGGGCCUGGCUCCCCCUCCCCCCAGCUCCCGCUUUUGUACCUUGUACACAGGCCACAUGCUUGUGUCAACAGUGUCUUUGAAUAAAAUAUUUUGU